This is a messenger RNA of Eleginops maclovinus (Patagonian blennie), 1884 nucleotides long. RefSeq names its product proline-rich protein 5-like. The record is from RefSeq and is a predicted model, not a curated record. The transcript has 10 exons. NCBI's taxonomy places the organism in Eukaryota, Metazoa, Chordata, Actinopteri, Perciformes, Eleginopidae. Gene Ontology annotation, cellular component: TORC2 complex. Gene Ontology annotation, biological process: TORC2 signaling. Bases 258 to 1718 code for a protein of 486 amino acids.
AUAUCGUAUCUUUUCAAGAGAACGUGCGCAGCCCUCACGCGCUGUUAACUGCACUAAAGAGCUGCGCUGCACUCUUUUUUUCCCCACCGAGUAAACCUGCAGCUUUUAAACAAAUACAGGAAUAUUUUUGCCUUCUUUUAUGCGGAAUUUAAACAUUAAGAAAACGUAUUUAUUAAAGGGAGCGAGGAAGACUUCUGAAAAAUGCUGAAGUGGUUGCAGGACGGUCGCUAGGGCACAGCUGUCUGUCAAGGCCAAACAUGGAACGAGAGGGCUCGUUAAGGAGGAUUUCGAGGAGUCUCCACAACAAGCUGAGGUUAGGCAGCAGCUCGUCCUCCAGUCUGAAUGACCUCUCGCAGGCCAAGACCCCGGGAGGAGGAGAUAAGGGAGGACCAGCUGGAGGCCUGUCCGAGGAGUGCAGCAGGGACAGAGGGACCCAGCAGAGGAGGGCCGGGGCCAACGCCACCUGGAACAGCAUCCACAGUGCAGUGAUAUCAGUGUUCCAGAAGAAGGAUCUGGGAGAAAAUGAACUCUACACUCUGAAUGAAGGUGUCAGGCAGCUUCUGAAGACAGAGCUGGGCUCCUUCUUCACUGAGUACCUUCAGAACCAGCUGCUCACUAAGGGAAUGGUGAUACUGAGAGACAAGAUCCGCUUCUAUGAAGGUCAGAAGUUGCUGGACUCCCUGGCCGACACAUGGGACUUCUUCUUCUGUGAUGUUCUGUCCAUGCUGCAGGCCAUCUUCUAUCCUGUACAGGGAAAAGAGCCCUCAGUGCGUCAGCUGGCUCUCCUCCACUUCAGGAACAUCAUCACCCUCAACCUGAAACUGGACGAGGCUCUGUCUCGACCCCGAGCCAGAGUCCCUCCUUCCAUCAUACAGAUGCUGCUAAUCCUACAGGGAGUCCAUGAAUCUAUAGGUGUGACAGACGACUACCUGCGUCUGGAGUCUCUAAUCCAGAAGGUGGUCUCUCCCUACCUCGGGACUCAUGGGUUAUACUCCAGUGAUGGAUCCUCCAAUCUGCACAGCUCCUCCUGCCUAUUAGAAAAGCGUUUGCAGCGCUCAUGGCCCUCCAAACCAGGCAACUCCCCUGGGGUUAAGAACCCAGUGGUACGCUCCAAGAGCUACAACGUUCCCAUGCUGACCCCGGUGGUGGAGUAUGACGCCGACUCCUCCACAGGUGGCGGCACAGGUAUAAGACGACACUCCGUCUGUGAGAUGACUUCCUGCUUGGAGGAGAGCGUCUCUUUCGCCGAAUCCACAAACACUGCCACCAGCAUCACCAGUAUCACCAGCAAAACCAGCAAAACCAGUAUCACCAGCAUCCCCAGCACGUCCAGCUUCCACAACCAUUCUCCAGCUUCCACAGCCUCGGCUUCGCUGUCAGACACUGUGAUGUUCGGCAAGGAGCCCCCCCCCGGAGACCCUGACUGUCCUGCCAGUCCCCACCCUCUCCGGCCACAGCAUCACUCCCCCUGCAUCCUCCCGGAGCCGUCCCCAAGAGAGGAAACAUACGGCACAGGCUCGCUGCUGUCAGACUCUCCCGCCUCCUUCAGAGGGCUGGCUCAAGACACCAGCUCUGGCCCCAGUCCUGCAUCCAGCCCAGAGGUCAUGAGGGGCCACGUCCCCGAGUCUUUGGACUCUGAGCCGGAGCAUGAUGGCAUCUUUCUGGACUUCUCAAAACACUGUUCUGAAGGGUCGGACACACAGCAGAGUGUGGCGUGACACACACUCACGCAGGCAGGCAGAUGCAUAAUGAUGCAGGAGGACAUUCCUUACACCCUGUGACACUUCCUGCUGUUUUAUCCAGACUCAAAAUGAUCAGGGAUUCUUUCAAACUGAAUAUUAUUUUAAUAAAAUGUGAUCACUAGAUCGCUAGAAUCAAGUCUAA